Messenger RNA from Caenorhabditis angaria, 2310 nucleotides. NCBI's taxonomy places the organism in Eukaryota, Metazoa, Nematoda, Chromadorea, Rhabditida, Rhabditidae. The record is from the annotation of a GenBank genome assembly.
AUGCACUUUUUCCAGCUGUUAUUUCUAUUCAUAACACCUGUGGUUUCUAAUUCAAUUUCUUUUUCUGAAUCUUUUCAAACAUCUUGGCAAGAUGUGAUUUCUGAAAAUGAGAUUCAAUAUUCUUCAAUAAGUUCACAAUGUGCGAGAGAUACGCAAACUUGGCUUAAAUCUUUGGCAAUUUUUAAGCAGAUUUCUGAAGAAUGCAUUAUCACGAGAAAUUGUACUUUUGUUGAAUUACAACUUUUAAAGAAUAAUUUAUUUUCAGCUAAGCGUAAGUAGUUUUUUAUUCUCAAAAAAUACAUUAUUUUCUAACUUCAGAAUUGGAUGCAUUUGGACGUGUUCCUUCUAGUGGAAUUCUAGAAAUUCCUCUACUUUUUGAAGGAUCUUAUGUUGAAUGUCAGAGUAUUAGUGGAAUUGAGUAUGAUACAAAUUAUUGUUAUCUUGCAUUAUAUCCAAAGAAAAAUCGGCACUGUGGAAUUGUGAAUGUUGUUCCUGGUUUGACAUUUAUCCGUUCAGCAGUUUGUAUGCCAAAAUCAUGUUCGGAAAAUGAUUUGACUCAAAUGUUCAACAAUUUCACAAAUUUACCAUUCACUGCGUGCAAAGCAGGAUGUGUUCAUUAUGAUGUUAAAAAAAAUGCAGCUUUUUGGAUUUUUACAACUUUUAUGAUAUUGGUUAUCGCAAUUGUCAUAGUUUCAACGAUUUUUGAUUAUUUCAAAGAAAAACUUCCGUUUUCUGAAAAAAGUCUUUGGAUGAGAAUGCUUUUGGCUUUUUCAUUAUGGACAAAUGCUUCAAUUAUUUUAUCAGUGAAAGAACAAAAAGAUGGAUAUAUCAAAUCUUUAGAUUGUAUUCGAUUUUUAUCAAUGUUAUGGGUUGUGACUGGUCAUACAUUCACAAAUUUGACUCCAACUGAUACACUUUUAUCAAUUGCAAAAAUAAUGAAAGAAUUCUGGAAUCAUCUAAUUCUGAAUGCAGUUCUUUCUGUCGAUACAUUCUUUUUGAUAUCUGGAAUUGUUGUGGCUUAUAUGUUUUUCAAAACUCGUCCGAAAUCACAAAUUAUGAAAUCUCCAAUGACUUGGAUACUUUUCUAUGUUCACCGAUAUCUUCGCCUAACUCCUCCUUACAUGAUUUUCAUCGGUUUUUUCACAGUUUAUGGAAAUUAUAUUCAAGGACCAAUAAGUGCAACACAAAUGAGUGAGUCAUUCAAAUUAUGCUACAUUUUUAGUACACAAAAGUUUCAGAUGGAAUGCGCGAUGCAACAGAAGCUUGUCAAGAAAAAUGGUGGCGGAGUUUGCUUUACAUAAAUAAUUUUGGCUCAACUGAUAACACUUGUUAUAGUGUAACUUGGUAUUUGGCAGUUGAUACUCAACUUUAUUUGAUUGCUCCAAUUCCAAUUAUUGCUUUAUAUUAUUCAUUUUCGGCAGGUGUUGCAGUUAUUUCAAGUUUGGUCUUAGCUUCGAUUAUUACAACUUAUUCUUUAUUUUAUGAAUAUAAUCUUCCGGCUGAUUUCACAGGACAAGGGUGGGUUUAAAAUUUUCGUUAUUUAUAUUGAGCACGUUUUUGUUUAUAGAGACCCGAUAGCAUUUUAUGGAAUUGCUUAUGAGAAACCAUGGGUUAGAUGUCCUCCAUAUUUUAUCGGAAUUUUGGUUGGAUAUAUUCUCGGAACUUAUGGAAAACGAAAAAUACACUUAAAUUGGAGUCUAAGUAUGAUUGCAUGGUUUUUCGCAUUCGUCACUGCAGUUGUUUGUAUUUUCGGAGAUUAUGAUUAUGACGCAGGUUUGAAAUGGAGCACAUUUACUCGAGCAACAUAUUAUAAUUUUGCCCGAAUUUCUUGGGCGAUCGCAGUGUCUUGGGUUAUUGUUGCAAAUCAUUAUGGUUGGGGUUCACCAAUCUCCAAUUUUAUGUGUCAUCCAAUUUGGCAACCGCUAGGACGACUUUCUUAUUGUGCAUAUAUUGUUCAUAUUAUGACGAUGGCGUUGUAUUUUAGUUGGGAUGAUAGAGCGUGGCAUUAUUUUUCGAAUUUACAAAUUGUAAGUGGAUCACAGGAAUUCGGUGGGGGUUUUGAAGUUUUAAAUUCAAAUUUUGCAGUGGCUGUAUUAUACUGUACCUAUUACCGUAUUCGCAUAUUUUUUUGCUUUUUGGUGGAGUUCAUUUUUCGAAUUACCUUCAUUAAAGUGAGUAUUUUAUGAGAGGACUUUUGAUCUUAUAUUUUUUUCCAGAUUGGAGAAAAUUCUGAUAGAAUCAAUUAUUGGAAGUGGAGGAAGAACAUCGAAUAAAGUUGAAACAUCUGAUAAAUCAGAAGAUAAUAAAUGA